AGUUGGAUGCGAUCCGUCAACCAAAUCCUGAAGAAGAUGACGACGAAGAAAAAGAAGAAGCAGCUGUUUAUCCUCAGUCAGCACGGUUCAUAUUUACCUCAAUAGUCACCACAAGAUUUACGUGGUUUUCAGCUUGAAAUGGCAAUGAGUCAGUUUCCCUUCUGUGUAAUAGCCUAGAAACGCUAAAGAUUCGGUGUUGCACGUCUGGACCAAAGGCUCCGGUUGUUUUCGUCGCUGUUCUGGUGCUUUACGGUGCAGAAGGAUAUGGUUUUCUCAUCGUCCCAGCAAGUGGUGGUCGCAUUUACGGCGGUGUUGUUUGCGUUUGUGGUGUUCCCUAGAAUGUUCGGCGUAGGAUCCGGAGCGAAGGAAACAAGAGGUUUUGAUGCACGCUACAACAGAAAAGCGGGUCCGGGACCAGGACCGGGUGCAGUGAGAGGGCAGCCGGUCAACAGGAACACUGCUGGCUCCAUGAGCAAAGCACAGACCCUGGAGAACAUGCAGCAGAUGAAGGUGAUGAUGGAGCAGGAGAUGAAGGGUGACAAAUACAAAACCAACAGCAACAAGGGCUACGUGUUCACGCUGAUGCCGCUCUACGCCAUCGGAGUCGGCCUCUUUGCAGCGUACAAAUUUCUGAAGAUCAAGUCUGCAGAUGACUCCCAAGCCCAAAAGAACAAGGAUGCCAAAGGUCCCAAGAAGUCGGAGGAGACAGAGAAUCAGCUUACAGAGCUGGAGCAGCGGCUAGCGCAAACAGAGAAGAUGCUCAACUCCAUUCUGACCCAACUGGACCCAUUGACAAGUUGUGUCAAGUCUGUGGCCCAGGAACAGAAGAACGAGAUCAUGUCCCAACUCCAGUCCAUCCGCCACCUGAUGAAGAAGAGAGGCAUGGACUGUCCAUCCCUUAACAUUGAAGAGCCGCAGUGCGAGAGGAACCUGGAUGACCUCAUCGAGUCUCUGGCAGCCCACGGCGACACCUCGCCAGAGGUGGUUGCUCCUGCGGAAGACGAUCAAAGUGGUGUGGUGAAAGAGGAGGAGCCAGUCCACCAGCAGCACCACCCUGAAUCCAAGGAUGAGCACUCAGUGACCGACGCUGAGGAGGAGGACAUGCCCUCCUUGGAGGAUUCUUGUGAGACAAACAUUGAGGACAUAGGCCUAGCCCAGAACAUUCCAGAAGAAAUGCCUACAACUGGGCUCAGACGACGCAACAGGCUGGAAUAAACCGAAAAAGAGGGUUGUUUUAAACUGUACAUGAAUAAAGCCAUACAUGUAUUUUCUCAUUCUUAAUGGCACUACUGCAGUCUGUUCAGUAAUGCUCUUGCUUUUGGCUCGCAGUUGAAUAAUAAUUUGGUCCAAGGUUGUGUGUGAUGAAGGUGAUUAUUUUUCUUCUGUUCCAUCCCAUAAAGCAUAACAGAUCCCUGGCUAGGCCAAUGUGUAGGGUUAGGACUUACUCCUGACAAAUAAAAUCCCCAGAAGCCUAACUCCAUAUAACAUUUGACUUAGGUCUGGAGGUUUUCCUUGUCAGGCCCCAAGUAUGAGGCCUGAGUUUUCCAUCCUUGAACCAAACGUUAGUUAGUAUGUAAGGCACCUGUAAAUGUGUUUUCAUCACGUGACUGCUGCUUGGAAACCCUGUACAUUAUCAUUAUAUGCUGCCAUCUUUUAGAAGCGGUCAUUUCAGCCCUAACUAUCAAGACCUCAGUGUGUUAUGCAAUCUUGCAACUGCCAUCCGUAUGUCAUAGAAUAGUCAAAAUAAUAAAAAAUGUCAAACAUAGUUAACUAUAAAUAGCUACAUUUAGUUUUUCUACUACGUACUCGAGUCUACAAGUGCAAGCUUGUGACGUUUGGCUUGUAUGAUUUGCUUGUUUUCAGACAUCUUAUGCAUGUGUUUUUCUCUGCAACUGAUCUUGAAUGUCCUGGUGGAUAAAACUGCAUGACUUCUCUUACUAGAGGGAGAUGCAGGACAAUCAUGAAUGUAUUGAUGACGUAGUCUAAAUCAUGCCUCUCCAACCCUGUUCCUGGAGAGCUACUGUCCAGUGGGUUUCUCUAUAACCCUGUUCCUGGAGUGCUACUGUCCAGUGGGUUUCUCUAUUACCCUGUUCCUGGAGAGCUACUGUCCAGUGGGUUUCUCUAUAACCCUGUUCCUGGAGAGCUACUGUCCAGUGGGUUUCUCUAUAACCCUGUUCCUGGAGAGUUACAGUCCAGUGGGUUUCUCUAUAACCCUGUUCCUGGAGAGCUACUGUCCAGUGGGUUUCUCUAUAACCCUGUUCCUGGAGUGCUACUGUCCAGUGGGUUUCUCUAUUACCCUGUUCCUGGAGAGCUACUGUCCAGUGGGUUUCUCUAUAACCCUGUUCCUGGAGAGCUACUGUCCAGUGGGUUUCUCUAUAACCCUGUUCCUGGAGAGUUACAGUCCAGUGGGUUUCUCUAUAACCCUGUUCCUGGAGAGCUACUGUCCACUGGGUUUCUCUAUAACCCUGUUCCUGGAGAGCUACUGUCCACUGGGAUUCUCUAUAACCCUGUUCCUGGAGAGCUACUGUCCAGUGGGUUUCUCUAUUACCCUGUUCCCCGAGAGCUACUGUCCAGUGGGUUUCUCUAUAACCCUGUUCCUGGAGAGCUACUGUCCAGUGGGUUUCUCUAUAACCCUGUUCCUGGAGAGCUACUGUCCAGUGGGUUUCUCUAUAACCCUGUUCCUGGAGAAUUACAGUCCAGUGGGUUUCUCUCCAACCCUAAUCUAGCACACGUGUUCCUAAUAAUUAGCUGGUUGAUAAGGGGAAUCCAGUUAGUUAUAAGGGGUUUGUGGGAACCUACCGGAGGGUAGCUCUUCAGGAGCAGAGUUGGAGAGACCUGGUCGGAAUUAAUUUGUGUUAGUCUAGUUAUGUAGUUCAGAUUAAGCACGAUGUGUGUAUUUAGCCAACACAAACAUGCAUUCUGCUCUGUUUUAUAUUUGUUUCCUUUUUAAGUAUUUUAUGUGAUCUAUCGUUGACUGUAGUUAACACAGAAGUUAGCCUCUGGUUAGAACCAACCCAGUGAAACUACAGGAUAGAACAGAAAUCAAAUUAUCUCAUUGGUUUUGUCUUAAAUUGAACCCUACCUAUUCCCUAUAUAGUAGGCCUCUGGUCAAAAGUAGGGAAUAUGGUGACAUGAUCUGUGUAGUAAUACUGUACCAGCAAUCAAAUAAUCACGUUUGUGUAGAAAUGCUGUACCACAAGACUUUUCAAAACACUGACAAAUAUCUUGUCUUGUGAUAACUAUAGCUUUGGAGCAAAUGUUUAGCGAACACACAAUUCAUAUAUCUGGAAACUAUAGAAACACUGCGAUGUUUGUCUCCUGUUUGAGAGGUCAUUUGUUCGGCUAACUCUAUUUAUUUUGUGUAGCUGUGCUCUUGGGCAUAACUGAGGAAUGUUGAAAGAUGGGAGAAAAUGUUCCACUCCUUACUAGAAAAUAAAGGUGCUAUGUGGCAA
This is a messenger RNA of Oncorhynchus mykiss (rainbow trout), 3452 nucleotides long. RefSeq lists its product as uncharacterized. Gene Ontology annotation, cellular component: neuron projection; intracellular membrane-bounded organelle; neuronal cell body. The record is from RefSeq and is a predicted model, not a curated record. Gene Ontology annotation, biological process: synaptic transmission, cholinergic; protein localization to cell surface. Lineage: Eukaryota; Metazoa; Chordata; Actinopteri; Salmoniformes; Salmonidae.